AUGAUCGUGCGACAAAAGGCACAAGAGAAUAGCAGUGAUAGAGGAAAGAAGACGGGAACAUCAGGGGAUAGAGUGAGAAAAGAGAGGCUUUCGGAUGACGGGAAGGCAGCAGCGUUUACCUUGUUAAGAGAUCGGAUUUCGCAAGAGCGAACUGUUCGCCGGGGAAACCCAGAAAUCCAGGACAGCCGCCUUCGCCGGAGUAGCGACGGUAGAGACCGGAGAUAUUUGGGAAAGCUAGGAGAGCCGCAGAAGGAAGAAAGGUUUUGA
Messenger RNA from Linum trigynum, 267 nucleotides. The record is from the annotation of a GenBank genome assembly. NCBI's taxonomy places the organism in Eukaryota, Viridiplantae, Streptophyta, Magnoliopsida, Malpighiales, Linaceae.